Molecule: messenger RNA, 1843 nt
Organism: Ipomoea triloba (trilobed morning glory)
Lineage: Eukaryota; Viridiplantae; Streptophyta; Magnoliopsida; Solanales; Convolvulaceae
Product: RCC1 domain-containing protein RUG3, mitochondrial
Exons: 8
Coding region: 98-1468 (456 amino acids)
Source: RefSeq, a predicted model, not a curated record
UUACUUUACGGAAUUAACCCUGCACUCGUGCAGGCUACAGUCUACAGCCACCGUUCCGGCGGCUACUGGAACCAUUUCCACCGUGAGCGAUGUGCUGAUGGCAUUCCGUCACUGUACUUCUCGUACUUUUCCACGGCGGCACUGGCGGCGCCAUCUCUCCUCCUCGCCUUCUUCCAUCUCUCACUCGUCCAAAGUUCCCCUUCUCUGGAAGUCCGACGGCAUUGACUCCGAACAGCUCGUUACUGUUCAGCUAUUAUCCUGGGGCCGCGGCGCCUCCGGACAAUUAGGUGGCGGCAUCGAAGAAAUCCGGAUAUGCCCCGCCCCGGUGGCAUCGCUAUCACUCCCCCCCUCUUUCUGGUUAUCUUCGUCGAUUCCCGGCCGUCUUCCUUCCGCGCAACCGAUUCCGCAUUCUCCGCAAAAUGCGGCGGAAAUUCCGGUGGAAGUAGGUAUUUCUUGCGGGCUAUUCCAUUCGUCGUUGCUUGUUGAUGGGAAUCUAUGGAUAUGGGGCAAGGGAGACGGGGGCCGACUCGGAUUUGGCCACGAGAAUCCAGUCUUUGUUCCCACUCUGAACCCUCUACUGGGCUCCCUCCGAAGCAUGGCACUAGGCGGCUUGCAUUCCGUUGCCCUAAACGUUCUUGGUCAGGUCUUCACUUGGGGUUACGGCGGAUUCGGGGCUCUUGGACAUUCUGUGUAUACCAGAGAGCUGGUCCCUAGAUUAGUUGAGGCCUCUUGGGAUGGAGAAAUAAGUCACAUUGCAACAAGUGGAACACACACAGCUGCUAUCACGAAAUCUGGUGAACUCUAUACUUGGGGUCGAGAUGAAGGGGAUGGACGACUAGGCUUUGGUCCUCGCCGAGGGCCAAAUGAAGCUGGUGGUCUUAGCAUCCCUUCAAAAGUGAAAGCACUUCCUGUCAGAGUAUCUGCUGUUUCGUGUGGUGGAUUCUUCACAAUGGCACUGACAGAAGAUGGUGAACUCUGGAACUGGGGAGCUAACUCCAACUAUGAGCUUGGAAGAGGGGACAAAAGUAGCGGUUGGAAACCACAACCAAAUCAUAGUCUUAAAGAUGUCCGUAUAGUUCAAAUAGCUAGUGGCGGAUAUCAUUCUCUUGCUUUGACUGAUAAGGGUGAAGUCUUUUCAUGGGGUCAUGGUGGCCACGGUCAGUUGGGUCAUUCUUCAAUUCAGAAUCAGAAAGUUCCUGUCAGGAUCGAGGCUUUGGCUAAUGAGAGGGUAACCUUUAUAUCUUGUGGCGGUUCUUCAUCGGCAGCUGUAACAGAGAAUGGGAGACUGUUCAUGUGGGGUAAUGCAAAAGAUUGUCAGCUAGGGGUUCCUGGCCUGCCAGAGAUACAAUCAUCUCCCGUUGAAGUUAAGUUUCUCAUGGAGGAUGAUGGACUGGAGAGCCAUCAUGUUCUUUCAGUAGCUAUUGGCGCUUCUCAUGCCAUGUGUCUGGUUUCUAGGUCAGGUUGUUAGAAGGUUAGGCAUCAAUUCUCAUUUGCAAUCCUCUGCUGAUCAUUCCAGAAUCUUAACCCGAUCAUCAGUUCAUCUGAAGGUCAUUGAACAUUGCAUUCUGGGAUGAAAGCUGGUCAAUGACUUCAAAAUGCUGUUGCAUGUUCAGUGAGGAUUGUGAUGUUACAUUCUGAAUGUCAUAUUUGGAUAUGGAUAAUUACUAUCUUAUGCCUCAGUUUUUUUUUUGUUUUUUGGAUUUAGUUAUACUUUGGGACUAUUCUCAUUUCAUAGUUUUUUUUUUCUUCCCUUGCUUGCCUUACACUGCAACAGUUAAGUGAGAUGCUGUAAAGCUAAAUUGCCAAUAAAAUUUUGCCUUUGAAGGCAUCUUUGAUAUCUAUA